GUCGACCUGCCGGGAGAAAGCACCAAACGCGGUCUCGUCGUCGGGUUUUAGUUCAGCGUUGACUUCGGUAUCGAUCGGUUGUGUUUUUAGCCUGGUCUGCCCCCCAGGUUUCGUUGGAGUUUGGAGCCAGUUUGUUUUGGGGAAGGAAGGAAGAGUGUGUGUCCUGGCCACCCACAGAACAACAGCACCAGCUGUGUGCGAGUGUGUGUGAGUCAGGGGGUGGGAACUGUUUUUGCUCGUCCUUUUGAGGAAGUGGUGUUGUAUCCGUACGAGGUUUGUGGUUGAGUGUGGGUGUAGUGGGAUUGUGUGCAGCAAAAACGAAAGGAAGACACACCAGGCAAAUUGGAUUUAAAAAAGUGACCAACGCUCGCAGGUGGUGGUUGGGGGAUCAAAACGGACGGACACAGACGCGCGAGUGUGCGUGCGUACGUGUGUCAUUUAAGGAUAAUAGGAGCAAAAAAGUGCUAAUUCUUGUUUUGGACAAGACACGGCGACCCGACCAGUGUUGCCAGCUUGAGGUUGAGGAGUAAAGGAUUAAAACUCUCCCUCAAAAAAGAAGUGGUCGUUGUACAGAUUGUUUCCUCUGUAGCGCGGAACGAGCAGACUCGUAUAAAUAUUGUGCGAUAUCAGCGGAUUUUUAAGCACAGCUCAAACAGUGAACUGGAGAAAAGAGUCUUCAACACCUAGUGCUUUCAGCCAGCACUCGCUUGAGGGAACCCAACGGCCGAUAAAGUACCAACUGAGUGAUCCAGUCCUCCGAUGUUUACUCAAUGCGCUGCAGCAACUUCGCCGAAGUGGUACACAACUAAAGAAGUCGAGGCGAGGAAAAUCGAUUGGAGUGGCAAAUAGCUGUACAUCGAGUCGCUGGAGGUCGAUAGAAUUUCCCUUUUUUGAACAACCUUGAUGGAAAGCCACAUCGACAUUUGCGCUUUGGUACCUUAAGCAGUGUUGCCAGCUUUCAAACUUAAAGAAAGAGAUGAGGAAAAGUUGUGAUUAAUAAAAGGUGCACUUCCCAUGGUUUUUCGGAGUGGUUCAAACUGUUCGAACUUAGAGGGUGCCAAGCAGACACGGAGGGAAAGAGAAAGCCAAUUUUGGAGCUUAUUGUUGCCUGCCUGCUGAACACAAACCAAACCAACACUCAAUCUCCGAAGGUCUCUCCUCAUGUCUGUCUGUGUUGGCUUGUCAUCAUCGUCAGGUGUAUUGAAAAUCCGCGUUUUACAGUGUACUUGCUUGCCUGUACAAGAAGGAAGCCAGCCGACUGUGCAAACAAGUCAACUUGAAAUUAAGUUUACUUUGUACACUUUUUAGUGCCGUUUUUUAAUCGAAUUUAUCAUCAUUACACCACGCGCGAGAGCGCUGAAAGGCUUUGGUUUGAACGAAGGCAAAUGAGAUAAGUGCAGGAAGGUAAAAGUGAAAUCCUGGGAAUUUCGGCAAAACUUGCAGCGCCCAAAUGAGCAUUGAUUAAAAAGUGAACAAAAAGCUUAAAAACUAACAAAGAGGGAAACGUGAAAAAUAAUAUACAUGUGUGCAGAUUUUGGUGGGAAUUUUCCGUGAACCCAGUGCAAGUUUUGUGUGUGCAUGCGUGGGCACACGCGUCAAUAGAGUGUUGUUGCUGAGCAGAGUUGCUGAGUGAGAUCGGCACACGAAUUGGAUCUAAUUUGGAUGAAAAUAUGUCAAAGGACCCCACACAAUCACGAAUACCACGUAUUGGCAGCAGCAGAAUCCCCGUUCCUGGUUCCAUCAGCCGCCCCCCGCACCAGUUCCAGUCCAAGCUUGCGAGGCCCUCGUCGGCGGCGAUCCCGUUUGCAACCCCCGCCAGUUUCCUAAGGCCACCGAGGUCAUCCGCGGUCACCAUCGCGCGGUCCUACUCCGGCGACAAGCUAUGUCAGGGUGAACCCAGUCCGUUCCCGGUGUUGGCCGCCUCAACACCUGCACCGCAGUUCAAAGCGCCGCUCGGUGCGGUGUGUAAUUUGUACAAGAAGUUGGAGCUGGUGUCCACCGAAAACCUGAACGAUGUCCAGCCGCUGGACAACACGUUCGCCGUUGCUUCGCCAUGUGGUGAGGUAGACUUUGCGGACGGUCGCAUGCUGGUGGAUGAAUCGCUGGAGCUGGUCGGUGCAGGCAGUACAGACAAUCUGUUGCUGGAUCAGGACGCCGCCAUGUUGAAGAUGGCCUCCAGCAACGAGACGGUCACGCUCAACAGCGAUGGGAACGUGACGUACGAAGUGAAGCGCAGUGAGACGUUCGUCAAGCAGAAACAGGAGGAGGUAGUGUCGGUCGGGAAACUCGGUGGUAGUCGAGAGUCAUUGAAUCGAACAAGAGGAGCUUCACUGUUUUUGACGAUGAGCAAGUCGAGCGCGGAUUCACCCGUCCUGGAUCGGACGCACACGCUGGACGAACCGAAGCGGGCGCUCUGUUCGACGAUGGUUGGUAACGUAACCCAAAGCAUUCCAAAUAUUACGCAGGAGCUGUUGUACCGGACGCACGAGAUCAACAGCCCGGACCGGCUGCUGCCGACGGACCCACACGUGGUCCAGAGACCCACCAGACUGACGUUCAACUUGAACGAAACCACCAAUUUGUUGCACCUUUCGGAUCCCGCGUUGGAAUUGAACAAAACGCAGGUAUUCAGCUCGACGAUGCAUUCUCCGCUGAACGUGACGAAGAACGUCGGGCACGAAUCAUUGGACACGAGUGCCGGCGAGCGCACGUUGGUCGCGGAAGAACUUGACGAAGACGAUGGCCACCACCAGAGGAGGCAGAACGAAACGAUGGAUGUAGAUGAUAGUGGCGGGGGUAAGGAGAUUUUCGAUUUAAGUUUGGAGGAACCGGCUUCGGUGGGCAGGGAAGAGGUGGCACUUCGACCGCUGGAAGGACGAUGCUCGAUCCCGGCGAAGCAGCGUUUCUCGUUUGGGUUGGAUUUGACCGAGUGUACGCUGGACUGCUCGAUUGAGCUGUGUGAUUCUUCGGUGUCCUCGGCAAAGCCACACGUGAAGUCUCCCGUAUCAACCAGCCUGACGAAACAAGGUUCGUUCGAAAUGGACGAAAGCUUGGGAAUAUUGACUCCGGAUCAGAUGAAAGAAUUUCUGGAUUCAACCACGACAAACACGAACAAUACCAACAAUUUGGAGCUGCAGCUAAAUACGGGUUCCCACAAGCAUGGACUGCACCAUUGUCGAAUUGACCAGACCCCAUCGCCGGAGGAGCUUCCGCUAGAUCCGGUGGGUGUCAAAACGGACAUGUCGGACAUUGUGCUGCCGUCUGAGAUUCCCUCGAGUCAGGCGACGAGCAUGUACCAGGAAAUUUCGCAGACGGAUUCGGACUCGAAGACGGAUCAGAUGACGAAAUCUGCGACCUCAAAGGUCUCCAAUAGCUUUAUUACGAGUAUUACCAGUAUAACGAGUUUGGACACGGGUUACCAAGGCGAUGGUGAAAUGUCCCGACCAGCGAGCCGCGGGGCGGAUCACUCACCAUCGAAUGGACCACGAAUUAAGAACCCGGGUGCAGCACCGUGGAAUGCUCCCGCAGCUCAGGCAGCGCCUGCGGUUCCACGGCGGCAGGAUCCCAUGACUGAUAGUGACUUUUUCACCGAAAGCGAUGCGGACGACGUGUUCAACCGGGGUGACCGGCGGGCCCAGGUCAUCGACGGGCAGCUGUACGGACCCAUGGUUCAGGGGGCAAACGUAUUCAUUAAUCAACAGCCACAAAACGACGAUUCCUGCAUGGAGUCGAGUGGAAUUUUCACUGACGUCGAGAACCGCGGCGAUGACGACUUGGUUCAUCGACUGUCCGAGGAUCGCGAGGAGGAGGAUGAGGAAGAGGAGGACGAAGGUCAACCUAUGGCCAUGGAGAGCGAUAUGAGCCCCGACGCGUCCACGGAGACCAUUAGCAGCAGCAACACGGCGUGCAGCCAAAAGAAGGUACUACUUCCCCAAGACGCGGUGGAGGAGGACCAGGAGGACGCUAAUAGUUUGCGGAACGCUUCACUGGUUUCGUCGGUUAGCACGAACGACGCGUCCAUUGAGAUGGUGGUGCAGGUCGCGGAACAAACCUUCGAGAUGCCACCAGGUGACGUCGUCGUCGGCGAGUCCACACAAAAUCAAUCCUCGUCGUCACCGGUCGCGACAUCACCGUCAUCACCAUCAUCAUCAUCGCCGUCAACGGCCGUAGUGGUGAAUGGUACUGCUGCUAGUGGUGGUAGGGUCGAUAGUAGUGCUAGUGAGGUCGUCGUCGUCGCAGUUGAAGCACGAGGAGGCCCAAGUUCCGACAGUUUGUCUGGCGCGGCCGUCGGUAGUGGAAGUGUGCUCGGGAGUGGUGGCGGCAAAAAGCCCAGCUCCAGCCGUAAACAGCAGAAAAAUGAAUCGAAUUUGGUGCUGAAAAAACACGAAAUGUCGUCGCGCGCGACGUUGAUCAAGACUCGCUUGUUCAAGGAUUCGGUCGUAAAGUCGGGUUCGGUUUCGAAGUCGUCGUCGUCGCGCAGUGUCGGUGGCAGCGUCCUGAGCCUGGACGCCGGGAAUGAGUGUGAGAAUCAGGAAAACAAGCGUCCCACCAGUGGUCACGGUGGUCCACGUGGUGGCGUUGGCGGAGGCAGUGUGGGCAAUCUGAGCUUUAUGAAAAAGUCGGCCACCCCCAACAAGUGGGACGCAGUGAUGAGCAAGAUUGCCGAGAAUAAGUCUGUUGUUAAGAAGAAUUUCAGUGAUGUGAAGUCGAAGAUCAGCUGCGGCAAAAGUGGCGGUGGUGGUGGUUUGGUGGGGCGCCGCGUGGAUUCACCGGCCUCCCUCAAGAGCCCACCGUCGGAAUGUGCCAGCAGCAUCGCAAGUCGCGGCGCGUCUACGCCGGGCGGGAAGCGCACCAUUUCCGGAUCGGUUAAGCGCGGGCGCACCCACAGCAAGGACAGCCAGCAGAGCUCCCAGAGUGAUCUUAGCCUUUCCGGUGGCUCACCCAAGCUGCAGCCAAAAGUUUCCAGCAUACGACCAGCUAAAAAGCGAGAUGUGCGCACAAUCAACUCGUCGUCCAGUGAUUUGGGUCCACCGCCAAAGACACUCGGCGGCCAGAGCCAGACCCAGACCCAGCCGCUGCAGGCCCAGCAUCAACGGACGGCCAGUCUGCGGACACCGGCUACAUUGCAAAAACGACUACCACCACCGGUGACGAACGCUUCGAUACCGAUCGUGCCCGACCAGCUGAAGGGAUCGCCUCCGCCCCCGAAACGGAACAACCUGAUCGCGAAACGAACGCUUUCGGCGAAUGCGGCAACCACCAAUGGAGGAACGAUAAGUGCGCAGCACCACGUUGUGGUGAAAACCGCACCACUGAAAGACCACAACCGCUUAGUUGGCCCAACGCCGACCUCCAAGCCACCGGGUGUCAACUCGCCAAAGCUGCUGCACUCCAAGACCCUUUCGAGCCGGUCGCACCCACCACAACCUUCAACGCCCCUACAGCAGCAACAACAACAACACUCCACAACGACGACGACGACGCCCUCCGGCCACCAGAACCACCACCACCCGACGGUCAACGGAGUCGCCAACCAAAAUGGCACCACGCCAGUGACGAGUCCAACCUCGCUGAAGAGCCCCGGCGGCCUGCAACGCAAUGGCACCAUCAUCCUGGACAAGGCCAACACGGGUUCGCCGCUGAUUUGUCCGGAUGGCGGCGGCGUUGGCAGUCCCAAGGUCCGGAACGGAAUUUCAAAGCAGCAGAAUGGAGCCGCCCCGCAAGGUUCCAAGGAGAUGCCGAUGGCGAACGGAGUGCCGACCAAGACCAAGACGACGGCCUCGGUGGGGACCUCGGCGGUCAGCACCAAUUUAGUCGAUAUUAGUUUGCUCAAUCAUGCCAACCGAGGCGUGGAAGCGCUGGGAGUUUUAGUACAAUACUUAGUUUAUAAUCUGGAUGCCUUUUCCUGUCCCACGAUCAAGCAGUCCCACCAGAAGGCAACCCAUGACCUGCUAGAGACCAAAUCGAUGCUCGACGACGAGCGCGACCAGUGCCAGUCGCUCAAGCAGCAGCUGCUCGACACGACGGAACGGGAAGCCGAACUGCAGGAGCUGCACCGCUGCGAGCUCAGCAAGGUGGAAUCCCACCUCGCUGACGCGCAGCGCUACGCCUCCGACCGCAUCACCGCCCUCGAGGCGGAACUGCUCCGCAAGGACCUGGAAGCGUGCUCCGCCCUGCGCACCCGCACCGAAGAGUUCGAGGCGCAGCUCGCCGAGCGGGAUGCCGCCCUCAAGCAGGCCCAGUCCCGCGAGCAAGAACUGCUCCAGCGAAUCUCCGCCCUGAGCUGCACCGAAAACGAACUCCGCGACAAGGUGCACUCAAGCGAGCUGGAGUUCGCCGAACGGCUCCAGGCUGCGGCCAUGCGCGAACGAGACCUCACCGAGCAGCUGAACGCCCUGAACCGCCAGAUGGACGCGCUGCGGCGGGCCGCCGACAACCGCGAGCAGGACCUCCAGGACAAGCUCUGCCUCACCCAGGACGAGUGCACCAUCCUGCGGCACAACCGCACCAGCUCGGUGUCACCCUCCCGCAGCAGUCCAGACCGCACCGAAAACACCACCCUGAUGGCCGCGACGCCGUUUGCCGCCAGCCCGCUGCAGCAGAACCGCUCGUCCGGAAACCUGAGCCACGCCCAGAUCCUGCAGGACGAGGUGGACAGCUUGCGGUGUGUGUUGGAUUUGAAGCAGCGCGAGAUCAGCGAGUUGCGCAAGCAGACGCAGGAGUACGAGCGGGAUGCAAGAGAUUUGCCCGGGGCGUUGGUUAAGAUAUCGGCGCUCGAGUCGCGCAUCGAGGAUCUGCAGGUGCAGCUGAAGACGAAAGUCGAGGAGGAGAAAGACCUCCAGCAACGGUACAAGCUGCUGCAGGACAACCUGAAGCAGGAAACCAAGGUCAAGAGCCGCCUGUCGCAGCACAACGAGGAGCUGCAGUGGAAGCUGAAGCAAAACUCGGAAAAGUUCUCCCACGUGUACGCCGAGCUGUCCAAGAGCUACCACGAGAACUCGAGCUACCUGAACACGACGCGGACCAGCCUCGGCGGUGGCACCUCCGAGCGAGUCUUCGAGAUGGAGGACAUCUCGCCGCCGACCAGCCCUGUGAUUAAGGGCGUGGUCGAGAAGAGCGAUUCCGUUUCGUGGGUGCUGGAGAUGGACGACGAACCGCCGGAGAUUUCCGCGUCGCGGAUGGUGCGGCGGGCCGGGUCGUUCCGCUCCAGUUACGAUCCGAAGCGGCAAAAGUGCGUCGGGAUGAACAGUUCGUUGAACGGGGGGAUUCAGCAGUCCAACUCGGUUGGGUCGAUUUUGAAGCAGCAGGAGUCGGUUUCGCCGUCGAAGACGACGACCUCGCCGGGGACGCCCCGGCUGCGGUCCAAGUCGGUUAGUAUUAAGGCCACCGAACCACCAAAGAAGAUUGUGCGAUCGAACUCGGGUGCGUCGUCAGCGGCGGCUGCGCCGGUGCCGACCUGCUCCAAGCCGAUCCGGAUGGCGGAGAUGCCGCUGUCGUGGAAGGAGCCGCCGCUGUACAGCAGCUCGCCGUACGCCCACAAGCGAUUUCUGAACGAGCGCAUGGAGAACGGCAAGUCGAAGGAUUUGUUUCUAGAGGAGACGGACGCCGACAGUCCGUACAGCCGGAGCCGGGCCGGGUCGUUUGGGAGUGAGGAUGUUGGGGGCGGUGCUGCCGCCGCCGAAGCAGUCGCCGAGCAGCCGGUCGAGUUUUUUCGUCGCGACAAAACGCCAAAUUUUAAAAAGAGCAAAGAAAACCGAGGACUCAUCACGUGUGAUACGAAGGCAUUGACGGGGGCUGUGGUGGAACUCCCGGUCGGCGUGGCCGCGCACAAGAAGCGACGGGACGCGUUCGCGCGCAAGAACCUGCCGAAAGAGGCGGCCGGGGAGGCGCUGGUGUCGGGUUCGGACGACGAGGCGUCCACCUCGAGCUGCCUGUCGGACGAUCUGUCCUCGCACAGCAGCAGUGGCAACAGCAGCAGCUCGAGCAGUUCGAGCAGCUCGUCGACCUCGACCGGGCAGACCUCGUCCGGGACUUCCGGUGGGGACGGUCGGGAAGCGCUGGUGGGGCUGGAGCCCGAACCGCGACGGCGCAGCGGCUCGAACGUUUCGCUGGAGGACGCGCUCAUGCAGAAGAUCGUCGCUAGUCUGAACGGGGGCAUUUCGGGGGCCGAGGCAGCGGGUGGUCUCGAAACGCCGAUGGAGGUCAGCUGGUCCGAGGACGGGGACCCGUCCGAGUCGAUCGUAUGACAUGACGAUGAUAGCUUUUAAAUCGUGCCGGCUCGAGGCGUUGAGGCAGUUUUUGUUUCGUUUGUUUUAUAAGAGUAGUUUUGUUUAAUUCCUUUUUAAGAGUAAGUCCAGUUAAUCAGUUGUUAAAUGUAUAGAUUUUUUUUCUCUCGUAUUUAUAACCCCCGAAAAGCGCGCGCGUGGUAAAAAGGAAUGAAAGGAUUUGAAAGGCGUGGAAAACGAUGGAUUUUUUCUGGUUCGUUUUAACGAGUUUGUGAGUUUGUGGCAGAGUUUCGUCAGGUUUGUUUGUUAUUUUAGAGGACAGUUGGCUCAUCUUGAUUGGAAGACGAGCGCGCGAGAAGGAUCACACAGAGUUAGUCAGACACAGAGCAAAAGGAAAAUUUGAAGAAGAUGUUUUUGUGUCCUUGUAGCUAUUAGCAAGCAGCGAGAAAGCGCGAUGGCAGGCGAAUAAACUAAAACUAAAAGAUGUGUUAUUAGUAUCGUAAGGAAAACUUGUAGAGAGGAAGCCGUUGAAGUCAACGCGUUCUGAAAGAGAGGGUAAUUUUAGUGCGGUUCACCCGGACCGAUCGGAAAGAAGGAGCUGCAGAAAAGGCAGAGAUUUGCUCUUUGGAAGAAGGGAAGAAAAUAUUUAAUUGUUGCCUAGACACGUAAGAGAGAUUUAACCAAGAAUGUAAAAAUUUGUCGAGCGUAAUAAUAAUAAAAAAUACAAGAAUCAAAACACUACCAAGUUUAAUCCAUUUUGUGUAUAAAGUUUAAAGUAUCCUUACAGUUAGUGAAAGAAAAUGAGAGGAGUUUAGACAUCGAUUGAACGAGGAAAAAUUGGUGCUCGUUUUUUUGGUAAUGGGAGCAAACCCCAACAAUUGUCACUUUGGAGCAAAAAACGUAGAAUUUUUGGAUGAGGAAUAAUCAAACCGCUAACCUAGAAGACAGAACGAGAUAUAAAUUUAAACUUAUUGAAAUUAAUUUUCAGUUCGAUUCCGUGGGAAAUAAUGACAGUUUAAAAAUCUCCACACACGCACUCUAAAUAGUGAAACCGUUGCACUCAUUUAAAAACCAAGCAGAGAAUAUUAUUCAUGUAGCAUCAGCAGCAAGGUUAACGUGCGUCAAACUGAUUGUUUAUUUACACCAGUUUUCGUCCCUCCCCCUCCAAAACAAACCCCUCCCAAAUGUACGAUAUUAUCGCAUUAAAAAACAAGUUACAAGAUUCUCUGAACGUAUGCAGCAACAACAAAAAAAAGUAAAACAAGCUACAUUCAACUACUACUCAACUAGUAGCGCAGAAAAUAGCGCAGUUUAAUCCCAGACGCAGCAGCAAAAUAAAGAAACAGUGUCGAGGAGGAGGAAAAAAAAAACAAACACAAUAAAGCAAGAAAAUAUGAACAUUUGAAAAACUUGAAGAAAAAAAAA
Messenger RNA from Culex quinquefasciatus (southern house mosquito), 9650 nucleotides. It is a transcript of the gene toc, whose product is annotated as serine-rich adhesin for platelets. NCBI's taxonomy places the organism in Eukaryota, Metazoa, Arthropoda, Insecta, Diptera, Culicidae. Bases 1671 to 8246 code for a protein of 2191 amino acids. The record is from RefSeq and is a predicted model, not a curated record. The transcript is spliced from 11 exons. Gene Ontology annotation, molecular function: microtubule binding. Gene Ontology annotation, cellular component: cytoplasm; nucleus.